Messenger RNA from Zea mays, 731 nucleotides. Its product is annotated as Stress responsive protein. The coding region runs from base 132 to 683 and encodes 183 amino acids. Lineage: Eukaryota; Viridiplantae; Streptophyta; Magnoliopsida; Poales; Poaceae. The record is from RefSeq and is a predicted model, not a curated record. The transcript is spliced from 3 exons.
GACUUGGGUAUCCUAUGACGACCACACCUGCGCCUUCAAAAGGGUCGAGAUGCAUGUAACCUCAAACUGCGCCAGUAGCAUACCAUACCAUAGAAGCUGAAGAGACCAAGGACAAGGACGACCUGCCUUGCAUGGCGCAAUCGGUGAAAAUAUUGUGUAAGGAUGGCUUCAACUUGUACGUCACCAUUCGUGGCAAUAAGGCCGUUCUUGCCCCUGAAGAUCCCGACGACGAAAUGCAGGAAUGGUUCAAGGACUACUCCAGGGUAAGCAGUGUGACGGAUGACAACGGUCAAAGGGUGUUCGCGCUGGUAAACAAGGAGACGCAACAAGCCAUGGUAAACAGAAGGGACGAGCAGGAGGUGCAACUUGUUCCAUAUUACAAAGAUGACGACCGUGUGGAUAUCUCCAUGCUUUGGACAGAGCUCCCAGAGGACCACGGCGACGGCUUUCACCAAAUUGCAGCGCUCAAGAACACAUAUGAGGCCCUGGACGGGCUAGGCGGCAAUUGCAAAGAGGGGACGAUCGUUGGGAUAGAUCCUACGCAUUAUUCAUAUCUCGGAACUGUUAAUAAGAAUCAGCUGUGGAAGAUCGUUGAUAAAGGGACCGCUAGGCGCUUGACCAAAGAGCUAGGACUAGGAGGAGCGCGUCUAAAAAAGUUGGCUCCCAUUUCUUUACGUAACUAAUAAAACUUCACAAUAUAAUAAAAUUUAUGCUCUGUGUUGUGCUAAGUA